GCCUCCUAAAAUUUACAUGCUAUUUUACAUAUGCAAAAUAUUAUAUCUAUUUAAUCCUCCAAGUUUAAUUAUUGUGUCGAAAUAUGUUUUUAAAACGCAUCUUGAACAGUUCAGUGUGUUAUGUUUGCGGUGUUCUAUCUGGUUGCUUUAAUCAAUGCAAAACACAUCAAGCGUUCGUGAAAUUUGAAAUACGCCAGUCAUCUGCUGAACCGGAACGGAUCUAUAUAGUAUUCGUGUUUGUCAUGAUAAAAAGCUAAGGGAAUAUACAUGUUAUAGCUGCUUUUAAUACCUACGUAUUGAGCUCUUUCCGAGACAUUUUACUCCACACCACAGGGGUUUUACUCGUUGAUUGCCAGCUACGUGUACGAGUUUUGUUAACAGAUCUUGACAAAAUGACAGAGAAAAGCCGGUCCUUAAGACGCAACGACGUCGUUCAAAACAUACUCAACAAACUUGAUGCUACGGUAAUUUGCACUCAGUGUCGUGAUGUUUUCAAGGAUCCUAAGCUGUCGGUGUGUUUGCACAGCUUUUGUGGUAACUGUUUGGAGCAGUUAUGGAAUCAUCAGUCGUCAAAGCUCAUUUUUAAGUGCCCGGUAUGCCAAACAGAAGCGACGGUACCGGAGGAAGAUCUUAAACCAUCGACGAAAAUGCCGAACUCGCCGUCAAAUUUUCACCUGAGUAGAAUCCUAGAUAUUUACAAGGCAAAGACCUUGAAGGAAGCAGAUGGCGUCUGCGACAACUGCAAAGACACAACAAAGUUGGAAGCUUUCUGUUUCGACUGCGAUCAGUACCUUUGCCCGCCGUGCUCUAGUGCGCACGCUCAAAUGAACGUGAAAAAGAAGCACCGCGAAGUCAAACUUAAUGAAUUUGAAAGCAGCCACUACGAAGCGUUAUACAGGCGUCCCAUCUACUGCCAACAUGAAAGAAAAGAUUUGGAAAGCAUAGAGUUCUAUUGCCCGGAAUGUGAUGUCUACAUGUGCGGCCUCUGUAACAUUAUUGACGAGGAAUAUCACGCAACACAAGACAUUCAAGAUGUGGCAGACAGAAGUAAAGUCGCGAUGGAGGAAAAAGCGACUAUUGUACGCGGAAAAGCUCGGGAGAUUCAGACGGGCAUUGAAAACACUGAAAAUCGCAUCGCGGAAAUCGAUAGGUGCAUCGAUUUGCUGAAAAACGAAGUGGAUGAGAAAGUCUCUUAUCUCGUAGGAAUCCUCACGAAGCAUGGCGAUGAGAUGUCAAAGAUGUUGGAAGAAAUCCGCAACGAAAAGAAAGGAAAAAUUCUGACACAGAAGAGCACGCUAGAGUCUCUUUCAGCCCAGACGAAUAGUUCACUUGAAUUUGUGGAUUCUCUAAUCGGCAGGGAAUCUGCUCCCGAAAUUAUGGUUCUAAGAGAUCGCGUGAUCUCUCGGCUGGAAAGUUUGGGUGAUUUGAUCAUUGACACGCGACCAGUAGAGAAUUCAGCCGUAGAGUACAUUCCGAAUCCUUCGCUGGUGAACACCCUCGAGACGAUGUCGCUUGGUCAGAUCGUUGUCAGCAGUACUGACCCGUUGUCGUGCUUCGCAGACGGCGAAGGACUCAGAAAAGCCUUUGUGGGAGAAGAUACGUCUUUCGCGGUGACAACUCGCGAUAUGAAUGGUGACGUGUGUUAUAGCAGUGCAGAUCACGUCACGGUAGAAGCAAAGUCUAACAACAACUGCGGAGAAGUAAUCACGGUUGACGUUAAAAGCUCCGAAGAUGGACACUACGAAGUAACGUACGUUGCCAAAGCGGUUGGUACUUACGGCUUGGAAGUAAAAGUUGGUGGCCAGCACAUCCAGGAAAGUCCUUUUGAACUGGUCAUCAAACCACCUGUCAUGCUUCCUUUCAAAUCUUUCGAGUCCAUGACAGGAGCAAACGGUCUCUUCACCCAACCCAAUGGCAUUGCCAUCAGCAGUAUCGGAGACAUUGCGGUCUCAGACACUCAAAAACACUGUGUCCAUUUGUUGAAUUCAAGCGGGAUGAGCAAAAUGGACUUCGGAGGGGAAGAGCUGAACUAUCCCGUUGGCGUUGCCUUUGACAUCACUGAGAAAAACGUCAUAGUCGCCGAUAGAGACAACCAUCGCAUUUUGGUUUAUAACGCGAAGACAGGCAAGCUGGUUCGAAAGAUCGGCCGUCGGGGCAGCGGCGAAGGUCAGUUCGACGGACCCUCCGGAAUCUGCGUAGAUGGCGAGGGUCGCAUCAUAGUCGCCGACUGGAACAACCAUAGAAUCCAAGUCUUCUCGCCCGAGGGAAUUUUCUUGUUUAAGUUUGGAGACACGAUUAAAAGCAAGCUGAAAAAGCCUCGGGCCGUUACUUUCUGCAACGUAAGGAAGCGCUUUGUGGUCUCCGACACUGGAAAUAAUGUCUUAAAAGUUUUCGGCCCCAAGGGAAACUUUCUGCAAACCAUUGGAGCACCGGGCGCCAAGAAAGGAGAACUGUAUAGUCCACGGGGAGUUAUUGUGGACAAGUUGGACAGAAUCGUAGUUUGCGAUUUUGACAAUCAUCGCGUGCAGUUCUUUAGAUUCGAUGGAACUUGCCUGAAUUCGUUCGGUGCUAAAGGAAAGUCGCUGGGACAGUUUAAUCACCCAAUGGGUGUCGCGUUAUUAAAGGAUAAUCAAAUUGUUAUCAGUGACUGGGGAAACGAUCGUAUUCAAGUAUUCUCCAUGGGCAACCAAACGAAGGUAUCACUAUUCACGGAACACAAGAAUUCUACAUUGUAGAAUGAAUUAACUCCAGACAAUUUAAGUUUUGUUCACUUUAUCACUACCUUGUACUUGUCGCUGCAGCAACUCGAACGUCUUGGUCAAUUCAAUUGAGUUAAUUUGUAAAAUAGUCCAUUAGAAGGCUGCCAUUUAGCUGUUAAAAAAUUGAGUUUGUUUUAAGAAUACAGAGAAACAAAUUAUUUGUUUCUUCGCUUAGUCACAGCAGUGCCUGAUGCAGAUAAGUGCACUGCGAACUAUACAAAUUUGGUACAGUUUACGUGAACUGUUUUUAACUGUCUUCAAUUUUACGUCCCCA
This is a messenger RNA of Porites lobata, 3033 nucleotides long. Lineage: Eukaryota; Metazoa; Cnidaria; Anthozoa; Scleractinia; Poritidae. The record is from the annotation of a GenBank genome assembly.